Penicillium soppii is the source of this 516-nucleotide messenger RNA. RefSeq lists its product as uncharacterized. Lineage: Eukaryota; Fungi; Ascomycota; Eurotiomycetes; Eurotiales; Aspergillaceae. Bases 1 to 516 code for a protein of 171 amino acids. The record is from RefSeq and is a predicted model, not a curated record. The transcript is spliced from 2 exons.
AUGUCUAACUUCAAUCCUGACCUUAACCCCAACAACAAUUCCGCCGACAGGGACUACGUCGAGGACCUCGAUCAAUCGGAUCGCAUUUUGAAAAUACCUGCCAGGCACCAGGAAGCAGCGACCGGAGUAGGAGCACCGGUGACGAGGGCUCAGCACCGCACCGCUGCUUAUGCAGCCGGCACUCUUACGGCCGAGAUGAUAUUCAGCGCACCAAUAAUGACUGCUGCACAAUGCAGCAACCUGUUCAUUCGAACAGGCACUUAUUGCCCGAAAUCGAUAGAUCAUUCAUCAUUCUGCCAGCGCUGCUUCCUCCGCUUGCAGGAGAACCCUGAGCACAGUUGCUACAACGACCUCGUGCGCACUGCACUUGGACUGAGUGGGGCUGCACAGGCUCAGGCAAUUGCUGAUGUCCGGCAGCGAAUCCGGACAAGAACUCGUCAUCUCAACCAGGAGGCUAGAGAGCGGGCGGCAGCAAAUGGCCAGGCUGCCCCUGCAGAGCAAGCCCAAGAAGAGUAG